GUAAUAUUACAAAAACCAGUGAAAGAGAAUAUUAUAUGGGUUUUCCUUGUUGCGCAAGAGAAAUAUCAUAUCUUCAGCCGGGUAAUCAUUGCUGGAAUUUUGAAUUAGCCCUUCCCGGAAAAUUAAUAGAAACGAUUGAAGAAAUGUCAAUCCAAAAGUCUCGGUGUUUAGCAGAUUCUGAAAAUAACCAAAUUCGUAUCGAACAUAAAGUAAGAUUUGAUGUAACAUUCCAAAAUGAAGAUAAAGAUUAUUAUGAAGUUACAGCGAGUUUAACUGUCAUAAUUACUUCAUGUCCAAGUCGGAUCACGAAUCAACAUUCUUGA
This is a messenger RNA of Diversispora eburnea, 323 nucleotides long. The record is from the annotation of a GenBank genome assembly. Lineage: Eukaryota; Fungi; Glomeromycota; Glomeromycetes; Diversisporales; Diversisporaceae.